Messenger RNA from Psylliodes chrysocephalus, 3821 nucleotides. The record is from the annotation of a GenBank genome assembly. Lineage: Eukaryota; Metazoa; Arthropoda; Insecta; Coleoptera; Chrysomelidae.
AAACUUUUCAAUCGGAUUAACAGAAAUGUUUAUUGAAAGUUUAUUUUAUAUAAAUAAUUAGUGCUUUGACAUUUAUUCGGGUAAAACCACGUGCGUAUUGAUUGAUUAAUAAAAAAAUGCCUCACUAUUCUGACUUGUACAGUCUGCCAAGUGCAAGUGGUCUGUGUAUGCCUCAUUAUAAUAGUGGAUUAAACUUUCUUUCUUAUUCAAAACCUGUUCCGCGUUAUUCACAUUUAUAUAAACCGCAUCUUUCCACAAUUUCGGAAAUUUCCCUGCCAUACAGAAGAUUAAACGCUCCGAAACACUACCCGUCCGACAUAACUUCAAGACCCAUCAAAACCAUCAACACCGCUGAUAUUGACGUGUCUGUAAACAAGUACAAAAAAUUUGAAAAGAAGGGACAGCAACGCUUAAAGGCCAAGGAAGCUGCUCAGUCUUACACUCCCGAAAAACCCGUUGUUGUGAAAGAAGCGAAACCUAACCCAGGCAUCCGAAGAGAUAGAGCCACAGUACGUUUAAAAACCCUCCAUGCUGACACAUUAAAAGAAGAAAUCGGUAAUUACAGAAAAUGGCGAGAUAACUUUGAACCGGAAGAAUUGAAUAAAGAAUCGAAGACGCUAAAGAAAACGAAAGGAGAACUACUAAAAGAAAAAUUUCUUAUACGUUCCAGAAGCAAAGAAAACAUUCAAGCGUUAGCCUUAGAAAACAAUAAGAAAAAUCUUAUUAAGAGGACCUCUAGUUUUCGUGAAAUUUGUGAUGCUAUAACUUGUGACACCAUAGACGAUGAACUAAAUCCUGGCCAACCUGAGGAGAUACAAAGAAGACAAAGUAAGCAUCAGCUUUCAAGUGAAAAUUUAUUGAACGAUAUCAGAAGAGUCUCUGCCGAACUAACUCCAGAAGACUUGAAAGUUCUAAAUGUUAUGCUAGCUAGUCAAGCCAGUUCAGUAGAUAGUUCAGACGAAUCGUUUACUUUAUACGAAAUUGAAGAAUUUGGUAAAGCGCAAGACGAAACCCUUCAUUCCUUAUCACCAGUCGAAAAAGUUACAGAAUAUGAAGAAAAAAGUAGAAAAUUAAAUAAAUCAGAAACUCUUCAGACACCUUCAGAAAACGCAAAUCUUAAAGUAAGUGAAAAGUUUGCAAAACCUCUUUUAAAAUCUAAUAAAAGUGAUACUUUAGCAAAAACAGAAGUUAAAGAAGCAGGUAUUAAUCCCCUUCAAUCUAAAACAGUGAAGACAAAUGUUUUAAAAGAAAAGGAAGAAAAAACAGAUGAGAAAGUUAACACUGUAACAAAAGGUAUUCAACUCAACAGCAAUUUACACAAAUUACACAAUAAAUUGACUGCAAGUCCACCCCCUGAAACUAAAUCUGAUGAAAACAAAGCAAAAAUUGAUACUCUGAAAAAACAAAUUGAAAUAACUAAAUUAAAACAGAAAAACAAUCUUCAGCCAAGCAAACUAAACACGAACGUUUCGGAAAAUAAAGAAAACGAUAUUGUCAAUAAACCAAAAGAUUUAAAACUCCCUACUAAAGAGUACGUACCUAGAGACAUAUCAAACGUAGAAAUUGAACAAAUAAAAUUUAAACCUAAAGCAGUGAUAACAGCAUCUGAAACAAGUGUUGAUGAUGUCGUUACACCAAAGAAAACACUCAUAGCUGUGGUGGUGGAUGAAAUAGAUGUAGAAAAACCAAUUAUAAAAAAAGAUAAAAAGUUAAGAUUCAAUGUCAGCGUUAACAUAGAACAGGUCAAGAAAAAAGAAGGAAGCAAAAACAAGGCAAUAUCAAGAAGUAUAAAACGUGGAACCGCUUUCCAUCCGAUUCCCCAAAAAACAUUGCUUAACAAUUUAAUUAUAAAUAAACCGAAAAAAUACGAACACAAAGAACUGAAAGAAUUAAAAUUAAAGAAAAAGAAUAAAAUUAAAGAACAUAUUCCGGAAAGAGACAAAGAUUUACAUACCGAUCAACGAGCAAGUGCAGAAUUAGAAAAGAAAGAGGGGAACACAGAAUUAAAUCCAGACGAACAACUACACAAUAAAUUAGAAGUCGAGACAUUAACAGAUUUAAAUAUAACUAAAGAAUCACAGAAUAAAUUUGACGAAGAGUCUAAAGUAGAAACAGUCGACAAAACAUGCGAAUUAGAUAAAGAUAAAGAAAUAGAAAUCAAACCUGUAACGAAGGUAUGCAAUCUUAGGGCAUCAUUAAUUAGUAAAAUGCCUCCAAAGCUAACCUCAAAGCGUUCUUUAAUACAAAAAUCAGUAAAAGAAGAUCCCGAUUUAACAGUGUUUAUUCCUCCUCCUACUCCGGAACCCGAACCGGAGCCUGAGAAGAAGGACGAAAACGCUUUUGUACCAUUACAAUCCAAUCGUUUAUCGCAAUGGAUGCAUCCUUGGGCCAAACCUGAGCAAUACGAAGAGUGUCCUGUGGAAAUUUUUGCCAGGCCUAAAGUGAUUCGCGGUAGACAUUAUCCCAGAGGUCGUAAGCGUAACUUUCCCGUACUAGUACAACCAGUAACGAAUUCGGUAGAAAACGAAAGUGAUAGUGACGAUUCUGAGGACACUGAAGAAACGAGUGCUAGUCUGCGAUCUACUGAUUCAGGAUUUGGUUCUACAAUACCAGAAAAACUAAAUGCGAAUGCGGAUAAUCUACAAGCUGACGCGGAAAACGAGACUGUCGACCAAGAAGUAGAAGAUUUUCUUACGGCUGUAAAAAAAUGUGGUAGAAUAAUUCCUCCCGCUACGACGAUACCUAGAUUUAAAAAAUAUAACGUAGAAGAUUUUGAUUUCAUGAAAGUUCUUGGAAAAGGAAGUUUUGGAAAGGUAUUGUUAGCUAAAUUAAAAGAAACAGAAUAUUACUACGCAGUAAAAUGUCUGAAAAAAGAUGCAAUUGUCGAAGAUGAUGACGUAGAAUGCACGCUUAUCGAAAGAAAAGUCCUUGCACUAGGAACGAAGCAUCCAUUUUUGUGCCAUUUACUUUGUACAUUUCAAACUGAGUCACAUUUAUUUUUCGUGAUGGAAUAUUUAAAUGGCGGCGAUCUAAUGUUUCAUAUUACGACAACGGGUUGUUUUCCUGAAGACCAAGCUAGGUUCUAUUCAGCAGAAGUAAUAUCAGGCUUGCAAUUUCUUCACAGCAAAGGAAUAAUUUAUAGGGAUUUAAAAUUAGACAACAUAAUAUUGGACUUUGAUGGACACGUCCGAUUGGCUGAUUUUGGGAUGUGUAAACUAGAAAUAUUUUUAGAUAGAAUGGCUGAAUCAUUUUGUGGUACUCCAGAUUACAUGGCUCCUGAGAUUAUUAAGGGUCAACACUACAACCAAGCAGUAGAUUGGUGGUCUUUUGGAGUAUUAUUAUACGAAAUGUUACUGGGACAGUCGCCAUUUAGUGGUUGUGAUGAAGAUGAAUUAUUUUGGUCAAUUUGUAAUGAAAAACCCGUUUUCCCCCAACAUUUGUCUACAUAUUCAGUUGAUAUAUUAAAACUGCUAAUGGAAAAGGAUCAGGCGAAACGAUUAGGGAAUAGAUUUUGUGAACAUGGGCCUAUACGGGAACAUAACUUCUACAGAAGCAUAGAUUGGGCUGAUUUGGAAGCAAGACGAAUAGAACCGCCUUUUAAACCGUAUCUAGUCCAUCCUCUUGAUACCCAAUAUUUUGAUACACAUUUCACCAAAGAAGCCGUCAAGCUUACAGCCACGGAAGGUCCAGUCGUGGUAACUAUCGACCAAUCUCAAUUUCAAGGGUUUAGUUAUACGAAUCCAAACGCAUGCGACAAAUAGUGAUGAAAGACUUUAUGUUAUAUGAAUUUAAUUUUGUUAUUGAAAGAAUUAAAUAAAGUU